AUGGCAGCUAAGAGUGGUGUUGAAAUGAUAAAAAAUGUUGCCAAAUUUAUAUCUAAAGGCCCAAAUUUUGACCGCGUCACGCAAAUGGUAAAAAUAACAAGCGGCGGCGAUGGUAGCGUUGUGGGUGAAUUUACUGUGACUGCGGAACAUUUGAAUCGCUUGGGCUCGCUGCAUGGCGGUUUAACGGCUACCAUAUUAGACAAUAUAACUACUUAUGCACUAAUGUCGAAGGGCUCACAUCCGGGCGUCAGCUCCUGUUUAAAUGUGAGCUAUUUGUCGACGGCAAAACCUGGAGAUGUGAUCGAAGUGGAUGCUGUUACUUUGCAUGCUGGCCGUAAAAUGGCCUACAUUGAGUGUGUGCUGCGCAACAAAGCGGAUGGUCGAAUCAUUGCCAAAGGUGGACAGACAAAAUUCGUGGACUUUAACAAGUCAGCUGAAUAAGCUUUUAGUCAUUACAUGCAAUAAACAUCAAAUAUUAGCAA
Drosophila grimshawi is the source of this 482-nucleotide messenger RNA. Its product is annotated as acyl-coenzyme A thioesterase 13. Gene Ontology annotation, molecular function: fatty acyl-CoA hydrolase activity. Bases 1 to 441 code for a protein of 146 amino acids. The transcript has 2 exons. The record is from RefSeq and is a predicted model, not a curated record. Lineage: Eukaryota; Metazoa; Arthropoda; Insecta; Diptera; Drosophilidae.